UUUUCACACAACUGAAAAUUGUUAUAAACAAACCAAGUUUUCACUCAUUGUAGUACAUAGGUAUCGCAACAAACCAUGACAGAACAACCGAUGGCAACAACAACGACGAUGAUGGAGAUUAAGGUUGAGGUAAUCGCUAGAGAAACCAUCAAGCCAUCUUCUCCGACCCCCCAUCACCUUAAAACUUUCAAACUCUCUCUUAUCGACCAAUUCGCGCCUGCAUCAUACACGCCACUAGUCCUCUACUACGCCACAUGCGGCGGUUCUAGUUACGAAGAAAGAACCCAACUUUUAAAAAACUCCCUCUCUCAAAUCCUAACACGCUACUACCCUCUAGCUGGAAGAAUCAAAGAUCCUCUCUUUGUUGAUUGCAACGACGACGGCGUUGAUUACAUUGAAACUCGAGUCAACUGUCCAAUUUCCUCCAUUCUUAAGCAACCCAAAAGUGAAUUACAAAACCAUUUCAUUCCAAUCAAAUUUAAGGAAUCGGGGUCCGGAUCUCUCUUACUCAUCCAGGCUAGCUUCUUUGAAUAUGGAGGAAUGGCUAUAGGCAUCUAUACUAACCACAAACUUGCCGAUGCGGCCUCCUUCACCACAUUCCUCAAGGCCUGGGCUGCCACUGCGUCCGGAUUCCCUGACGUAGUAAGUCCAGAUUUCACAGCACCCUCUAUAUUCCCAGCAAGAGAUGACUUUCAGACCCUUCCAUCACAAGUUUAUGAGAAACCACCACAGAAGGUUGCUGUCAGGAGGUACGUCUUCAACGCCUCCAAACUUCACGCUCUCAAGGCGGAAGCAGCCAACGCGAGGGUACAACAACCUACCCGCGUGGAGGCUGUCAUGGCACUCCUUUGGAAAUGCGCUAUGGAUGCUUCUAGAUCAAGAUUGGGAUUGGCAUCGACCAAUCCAAGGAGGCCAUCUAUAUUAGUCAUAUCAGCAGAUAUGCGACCACGUCUUGUGCCGCCAUUACCAGAGAGUUCCUUCGGAAACAUAGGACGCCCACUAGUAGUGCACGCCGAUGAUGAGAGUGAGAACGAAAUGAACUUGUCAAACUUGGUAAGUAGCAUAAGGGAAAGUAAGCUAGAACUAAGCAAAAAUUGUGGAGUGUCGGAGAUUUGUGGUUUGUUGAUGGAGUUGGGAAAGUUGCAGAUGAGAGGAGGUGAAGUGGAUAUGUAUACACAUACAAGUUGGAGUAGGAUGCCAUUGUAUAAAGCUGAUUUUGGGUGGGGAAAGCCAACUUGGGCGACGAUUGGUCAUAUAGAAGUGCCUAAUGUUGUUGUGUUGAGUCCUUCAAGAGAUGGUGAGGGGAUUGAAGCAUGGGUUACCUUGAUUGAAGAAGACAUGGCAUUUUUUGAAUGUAACAAGGACUUGCUAGACUUUGCCACUAUAAAUCCUAGUGCUCUCAACUCUCUCUACUGAGUUAGUCCACUCUACUACUGGAUCAAAUCAGUCAUGCAAUCCAAAAUCUUCAAUUGUGUACGAUAGUACUCCUUUUGUGUUUGAUGUGUCUUUUCUGUUAGAAUUGAAGUUAUCUUUGUAGAUACUUUCUGUUGUGUCCCCUCCAAAUAAAAAAACUGUAAUUCUAGUCUA
This is a messenger RNA of Camellia sinensis, 1587 nucleotides long. The record is from RefSeq and is a predicted model, not a curated record. NCBI's taxonomy places the organism in Eukaryota, Viridiplantae, Streptophyta, Magnoliopsida, Ericales, Theaceae.